Messenger RNA from Zea mays, 3399 nucleotides. RefSeq lists its product as uncharacterized. The coding region runs from base 93 to 3050 and encodes 985 amino acids. Lineage: Eukaryota; Viridiplantae; Streptophyta; Magnoliopsida; Poales; Poaceae. The transcript has 2 exons. The record is from RefSeq and is marked validated.
CGAUCCCGGGGUCACACCGUCCGAAGCCCAAACCAAGCCCAGACCGAUCGACCCUGUCCAAAGCUUAUCUAGGUUUUCGGUUCCUCCACAGGAUGGCCGAUCCCGCCGCCGGAGGCGCCAUGGUCCCCGCUGCCGGAGGCGGCAGCGUGUGGGCGAACGGCGCCCCCCGCUUCGGCGACAUGGUCUGGGCCAAGGUGAAGUCGCACCCGUGGUGGCCGGGCCACAUCUACAGCGUCAGCCUCACCGACGACGAGGAGGUGCACCGCGGCUACCGCUACGGGCUGGUCCUGGUCGCCUUCUUCGGCGACAAAAGCUACGGGUGGUUCGAGCCCAGCGAGCUCGUCCCCUUCGAGGAGCACUUCACCGAGAAGGCGGCCCAGGGCGGCAGCACCCGCAGUAGUUUCGCCGGCGCCGUGGCGGAGGCCGUCGACGAGGUAGCCCGUCGCAGCGCGCUAGCGCUGCUCUGCCCGUGCAAGAGCCCCGACGCCUUCCGCCCCCACCCCAGCGACGGCAACUUCCUCCUGGUCGAUGUCCCGGCAUUCGACACUGACGCUGACUACCACCCCGACCAGAUCCAGGCCGCACGGCAGCGGUUCGUGCCGCGGAAGGCGCUCGACUACCUGCUGGACGCCGCCGUGACUCAGCGGGACGCGGCGGAAAAAGCGGCGCGCACCGUGCCUGGGAUGGAGAUGGCCGCGCUGUUCUCGGCGUACCGUCGCGCAGUGUUCUCGCCGAUAGACAACACCUACGCCCAAGCGUUCGGGGUGGAUCCCGAGCUGGCGCUUGCUGCCGAGCAGAAAGCCGCGGCAGAGCGAGCUCAACGAGCGCGGCCGCUCAAAGGGGGCCCCAGGAAGACGGCGGACCAGGCCACACCGGCGGCCGGCCGCCGGAGGGGAGGCGCCGGCGGCGCCGCCGCCAGGCUCAUGGAGAAGAUCGUGCCCGGAGCGCCCGCCAUGAAGACCAAGUCCAGCAAGAAGGACCAGUACCUGCUCAAGCGCCGGGACGCGCCCGAGGCCUCCGCACACAGCCAGCCGCAGCUCCCAGACGCGCCGCCGCCGGCACCCACGCUCGCGGCGGAGGACGGACCACCUGGCUUCCCGGCCAGCGGCGACCCGCCCACACCGCCGCUGCCCGGGAGCUCCGUCGCUGACGAGGACUUCAUGCUGCAGAGGCGCGUCCCGCUCGUCGAUGUCCCUCCCGCCGUCCAGGCCCAGCCGAGCGAGGGCCCCGCCGCGCCCAAGAACGCGACCAAGCUCAAGAAGCCCCGCAAGCGCGAGCGGGAGGAAGGCCCCGAUGCAACCCCCGACUCCGCGGACGCCGCCGGCGACCCCAAGAAGAAGAAGAAAAAGAAGAAGCUUUCCGACGUGGACGGCGCUGGCGGCAAGGUCGCCUUCGUGGUUGAGGGCCGCGACGUGCUUGAUCUGACGCAGGUACUAUCGGACAUCCGGAACCUCCCGCUGGCUCCCUUCCAUGGCGCCGAACGUCUCAUCUCUGACGCCGCUCGCUCCUUCGUCCUCGCGUUCCGCUCAAAAUACUACAAGAAGAGCUACGAGAACGACCCACCCGAGGAGUUGAAGAGCCUGGACAAGCCCAGUGCCGCCGCCACUGACGGCCAGUCGCCCAAGAAGAAGAAGCCUGCCCCGAGGCCUGGCGCAGGGAACGACCCCACCAAAGCCGGCGUCAAGCGCGGGCCAUCGGACCGCCAGGGGGAGCUGGCCAUCAAGAAGAAAGCCAAGCUCGAUAAGAUCAAGGUACUGUCCAGUGAGAAGAAGGCCGCCGGUCUGGAGCAGAAAGACACGGCGGCGGCGGCGGCGCAGCAGCAGGCACGGGCUGCAGGCGCCAAGGACAAGGCCGAGAUGGGCGCAGCCAAGAAGAAGGAGCCGGCGUCGGCUCGCACAGUCAGGACCCCGUCGCCGACAGCGCUGAUGAUGAAGUUCCCGCUGAACAGCACGCUGCCGUCGGUGGCGUCGCUCAAGGCGCGGUUCGCGCGCUUCGGCCCGCUGGACGUGGACGGCAUCCGCGUGUACUGGAAGUCCCACAUGUGCCGGGUCGUGUACAGGUUCAAGUUCGACGCGGAGGCCGCGCUCAGGUACGCCAAGGCCAACGCCAUGUUCGGGCAGGUGGACACGCAGUACCACCUCCGCGAGGUCGAGGCGGGGGCGGGCCGCGAGCCGCUGGCGGCGCCGGAAGCAGCCCCGCAGCAGCGCUCCGAGCUGCGGCUCAUGGAGACCGCUGCGUUCAGGCCCGGCACCUCCGGCAACGGAGCUCCGCUGCCCAUGUCCAGGGCCGGGGCCGCGCCGGCGCGUCCGGCCGUGGGGGUGGGGCAGCCGCCCAAGUCGAUCUUGAAGAAGAGCACCGACGAGGGAAGCUCUGGGACCACCAGGGAGGUCUCCCGUGUGAAGUUCGUGCUGGACGGCGCGGACGGUGGCACGCUCGCGCCGCCGCCGAGCGUCGGCGGCAAUGGCAAUGGCGCAGACGGGGGCUCAUCAAUGGUGGCCAAGGCCGCUAAAUCCGUCGGGUUCGCUCCUUCCCAGGCUCUGCAGCCACCACCGCGCACGCUGCAGCCGCCCAUGCGCCCGGCGCACCAGCAGCCUCCGCGCGCCGCCGUCACGCAGCAGCUCCCGCCGCCGCCGCUGCCUCAGCAUCUCCCGUACCACCAGCACCCCCGCGGCGCCGACGGGACUCCGCUGGCCCCUCCCCCAGGUCAGCUGCUGGCAUACCCGCCUCGUGGCCACGGCGAGGGCCCCUCCGCGCUUCCUGGGCUACCGCCGCCGCUGCCGUACCAGCCUCGCCCCACCGGCUUCCCCGGUGGACAGCAGCUGGGGUACCCGCCUCGCUCCGGUGACAACCUGCCACUCCUCGCUGGACAGCCGCAGUUCCCGCCUCGUCCCAGCAACGCCAAGGCUGGCAGUGAGGGUCCAGCGUGGAGGAGGGGGGAGAAGGAGUUCAAGGAGGAGGUGUGGAGGCUGAUGACGGGGAUCGCCAAGAUGGUGGAGCCUCUCACGGACAAGAACGGCUUCUUCCCCUACCACCUGUUCCGAGCGCAGUGAGCCUGCUCCCAGUUCCCCACGGGCUCGCAUGCACGAGCGCAGCAGAGGUGGGGUCGCCGCAGCUGAGCUGCAUGGAGCUGCCGCGUUGUAUCCGUCGGGUCGGGCCCCAGGGCCAGUGGUAGCAAAAUAGCCGUAAUAGCAACCGGGCCGGAGAGAGUGAAGGCUGGCCGGUGCCUUUGUUCCUUUGGUAACGUAUGUGUGGUUUCGUAGUACUCUGGUUUAUGCUCCGUCGUGUAGACUCUGGGCUGACUGGGAAGUAGACUUGUACAAUAGGAUGUUGUAGUGCUUGUUUUGUUUUGUUUUUGAAAUCAUCUUCAUUUUCUAUUUAAUAAUAACUGCAGUAUUAUCG